Messenger RNA from Oppia nitens, 1307 nucleotides. Its product is annotated as prostatic acid phosphatase-like. Gene Ontology annotation, biological process: dephosphorylation. The coding region runs from base 96 to 1277 and encodes 393 amino acids. Gene Ontology annotation, molecular function: phosphatase activity. The record is from RefSeq and is a predicted model, not a curated record. Lineage: Eukaryota; Metazoa; Arthropoda; Arachnida; Sarcoptiformes; Oppiidae. The transcript has 2 exons.
AUAAAACUAAUCGCAUAUUAAUACCUGACAUCUAAUUUAUAAUAGGGUUUGAAAUAAAUGUGAUACAAAUAAUUGCUAAACAUUUGUAUUGAAAAAUGAAAACAAUUGCAAUAUGUUUAGUGAUUGUCUGUUUUGUGACCGCAGAGAACGGGAACAAGAAAUGGCCAAAUCAUGACAUUUCUACACUAAAACUGUUGCAAUUAGUUCACAGACACGCAGAUAGAAGUCCGCUAUCGUUUGCACCGAAAGAUCCUUAUAAAGAUAUAACUAAAUACUGGGGACAGGGAUUUGGAGAGUUGACUAAUAAAGGCAAAUAUCGUAUGUAUAAAUGGGGACAAUGGAUCAGAGAGGAAUAUAAUGACUACUUCGGCGAUAAAUACUCGCCCCGAGAGGUAUACGUCAGAAGUUCAUUAACUGAGAGAUGUAUUGAGAGUACAUCCAGUUUAUUAGCCGGUGCUUAUCCACCCAACCAAAAGGCCUGGCAGUGGAAUAUUGGAUCGGAUGCACCACUCGGUAAUGUUUGGCAACCAUUUCCUAUCGAAACUUUUAUGCCACACAGCGCUGACUUAGUUUGCAAUGAGGAAAAACACUGUCCUAUAGUUGAUAAAGAAAGAAGUAAAAUAUAUGAGAGAACUGAAGUCAAACAGUUUGUUGAGAAAAACAAGGAAUUGUAUAGAAAUGUUAGUCAGGCCACGGGUUGGUCCAUAAAAGAUAUCGGUAGUGCUUCCGCAGCUCACGAUGAACUGUAUAUUGAAUACGAUGUCAACUAUGUCUGGAAUAAGACGUGGACUAAGGAUGAAGAAAAACGUUAUAUCAGUCAACUGCUUCAGUCACAUGCUAUGCAGUAUCAGUUGGAUUGGGACAGUCCUAUCAUUAAACGACUCAGAGGUGGUGGUCUCGUCAAAGAAUUGAAUAACAAUUUCCAGAAAGUCAUGGAUAAUAAAAAUAAUAAAAAAUUAUACAUCUAUUCCACUCACGACAGUGUUUUGGGUGCCGUUAUGAACGCACUAAACAUAUGGACCGGCGGACAGAUACCAACAUUUGGUUCAACCAUUUUGUUUGAAUUACAUCAGAAAAACGAUACCAAAGAUUAUUUUGUAAGAGUAUUAUAUCAGAAUCAGACCGGUUUUAAUACAGACCCACCACAUCACCUGCAAUGGGGUGACUGUAAGUCACAAUAUGACUGUCCAUACAAUGACUACAUUGAGUCCACUAAACAUUUACAUUAUAGUGACUUCGAUCAUGAAUGCAAACAAUCAAUAGAUAUUAUUGAAUAAAAAUUAAUUAAUUAGAGAAAUAUUAUUAUA